CGCACGAGGGGAGCAGCCCCGCCGCUCGCGAUUGGGGGACUCUGUUUUCCCUUUUCUCCAAUGGGCAGCCGUGAAUGGUCUCGCCCAAUCUGCUCCCUCUGCCGCGCUCAACUUUGGGUUGUUUUUGUUUGGGCUCGAGCCUCCUUUCAGAUUUCCUCCCGGGCCCGUCCUCCGCCCCGCUCCGUCCCUCCCCUGACAGCGGCUCCGGCUCCUGGCCGGGGCUUGCCUCCCGGGCCCCCUAAGCUGGCCGGCGUCUCGGGUCCCGAGAAAAGGCGUCGGUCCUCCCAGAGUGACUCGAUUCUUUUCACAUAUCCAAAGGAGAGAACAUUGAAAUUAUUCUCUAAGCUAUUUGAAGAGAGUGACUAAAUGCACCUGGGUCAGGCUGUCUGUGGGUAUGAAGUGGUUGGGAGAAUCCAAGAACAUGGUGUUGAAUGGCAGGAGAAAUGGAGGCAAGUUGUCUAAUGACCAUCAGCAGAAUCAAUCAAAAUUACAGCACACGGGAAAGGACACCGUGAAGGCUGGCAAGAACGCAGCCGAGAGGAGGUCAAGCAGAUGUAAUGGUAAUGCAGGAUUCGAAGGACAGAGUCGAUAUGUACCAUCUUCUGGAAUGUCUGCCAAGGAACUCUGUGAAAAUGAUGACUUAGCAACCAGUUUGGUUCUUGAUCCCUAUUUAGGUUUUCAAACACACAAAAUGAAUACUAGCGCCUUUCCUUCGAGGAGCUCAAGGCAUUUUUCAAAAUCUGACAGUUUUUCUCACAACAACCCUGUGAGGUCAAGAAGGAAUGAAGAGCUGUGGUCCUAGCAUGACUCCUCCACUCGGCAUCUACGAUCUGUCAGUUCGCAGUUAAUCUGUCUUCAAGGGGGAAAUGUGUUCACGAUGUUGACUCAUGGUUUUAUUUUAUAUCUUAAAUAUUUGAGCAUUUUUCUCUCUCUUCCUCCCUCCUUCCCUUGCUCCCUUUUUUCUGUCCCCCCUCCUCUUUCCCCUCCCUCCAGUAGCUCUUGGUUGUACAUGCUAAUGGAAGGGCACGGUAGUGCAGCUAAUACAAAUCUGCAACUUUUCUUCAUUGCCACAGUGGUCUCUUGGGUUUGGAAACAGAAAAACCAAAUAGCAAGAAAACCUGGGAAGUCAGUCUCUGGAAAGAGUGGGGAACAGAUUUCGGCCUAUUAAAGGAAGACAAGAAGAACUAAAGGAAGUAAUUGAACGUUUCAAGAAAGAUGAGCACUUGGAGAAAGCCUUCAAAUGUCUGACCUCAGGAGAGUGGGCGCGGCACUAUUUUCUCAACAAGAGCAAAACGCAGGAGAGAUUGUUCAAGGAGCACGUAUUUAUUUACUUGCGAAUGUUUGCAACCGACAGUGGAUUUGAAAUAUUGCCUUGUAAUAGAUAUUCAUCGGAACAAAAUGGAGCCAAAAUUGUUGCAACAAAAGAGUGGAAACGAAAUGACAAAAUAGAAUUACUGGUGGGUUGUAUUGCCGAACUUUCAGAAAUUGAGGAGAACAUGCUACUUAGACAUGGAGAAAACGACUUCAGUGUCAUGUAUUCCACAAGGAAAAACUGUGCUCAGCUCUGGCUUGGUCCUGCUGCGUUUAUAAACCAUGAUUGCAGACCUAACUGUAAGUUUGUGUCAACUGGUCGAGACACAGCAUGUGUGAAGGCUCUAAGAGAUAUUGAACCUGGAGAAGAAAUUUCUUGUUAUUAUGGAGAUGGGUUUUUUGGAGAAAAUAAUGAGUUCUGCGAGUGUUACACUUGUGAAAGACGGGGAACUGGUGCUUUUAAAUCCAGAGUGGGACUGCCUGCGCCUGCUCCUGUUAUCAAUAGCAAAUAUGGACUCAGAGAAACAGAUAAACGUUUAAAUAGGCUUAAAAAGUUAGGUGACAGCAGCAAAAAUUCAGACAGUCAAUCUGUCAGCUCUAACACUGAUGCAGAUACCACUCAGGAAAAAAACAAUGCAACUUCUAACCGAAAAUCUUCCGUUGGCAUGAAAAAGAACAGCAAGAGCAGAGCAUUGACAAGGCAGUCCAUGUCAGGAAUUCCAGCUCCUUCCAACUCUACCUCAUCUAAGCUAACUCCUAUAAGUAAUUCCAGGGUACCAAAGAAACUGAGAAAACCUGCAAAGCCUUUACUUUCAAAGAUAAAACUAAGAAAUCAUUGCAAACGGCUGGAGCAGAAGAGUGCUUCGGGAAAACUCGAAAUGGGAAACUUAGUACUUAAAGAGCCUAAAGUAGUUCUGUACAAAAAUUUGCCCAUUAAAAAAGAUAAGGAGCCAGAGGGACCAGUCCCGGCCGCGGCGGCCAGUGGGUGCUUAACUAGACACGCAGCACGAGAGCACAAGCAGAACUCCGGGCGAGGCGCCCCUGCGCACGUGGAGGGCGCCCCCUGCACCUACACAACCCGGCGGUCCUUGAGGACGAGGAUGAAUUUGAAGGAGACCUCCGACAUCAAGCUCGAACCAAAUACGUUGGAUGGCUACAAAAGCAGCUUGACGGAACCUUGCCCAGACAGUGGCGAGCAACCGUCUCCUGCGGUGCAGGAGGAAGAACUGGCUCAUGAAGCUGCACAGAAGGGGGAGGCCAAGUGUCCUAAGAGUGACAGCAGCAUGUCAAAGAAGAAGUCACGGCAAGGGAAACUGGUGAGACAGUUGGCAGAAGCAGAGGAAUCCGCUGCGGUGCACGAUUCCCCUGGCAGAGCUGGCGUGGGGCGAGAGGGGGUGGGGUCCCACCCUGACCAGGGCGAGCACAGCAGCCUGGAGGGCGUGCCCGGGAGCUACACGGACUGGCCCCCUUCUCCUGUUAGCGGUUCUGUGGUCGCAUCAGACAGCUUCAAAGCAAAAGACAGCUUCCGAACUGCAAAAAGCAAAAAGAAGAGGCGGAUCACUAGGUAUGAUGCACAGUUAAUCCUAGAAAAUAACUCUGGGAUUCCCAAAUUGACUCUUCGUAGGCGUCAUGACAGCAGCAGCAAGACAAAUGACCAAGAGAAUGAUGGAGUGAAUUCUUCAAAAAUAAGCAUCAAGUUAAGUAAAGACCAUGAAAAUGAUAAUAAUCUCUAUGUAGCAAAGCUUAAUAAUGGAUUUAACUCAGGAUCAGGCAGUAGCUCUACAAAAUUAAAAAUCCAGCUAAAACGGGACGAGGAGAGUAGGGGGUCGUAUACAGAGGGGCUUCACGAAAAUGGGGUGUGCUGCAGUGAUCCCCUUUCUCUCCUGGAGUCUCGCAUGGAAGUCGAUGACUAUAGUCAGUAUGAGGAAGAAAGUACCGCUGAUUCCUCCUCUUCAGAGGGAGAUGGAGAGGAGGAUGACUAUGAUGACGACUUUGAAGACGACUUUAUCCCUCUUCCUCCGGCGAAGCGGCUGAGGCUCAUAGUCGGAAAAGACUCUAUAGAUAUUGACAUUUCUUCCAGGAGAAGAGAAGAUCAGUCUUUGAGGCUUAAUGCAUAGUAAGCCCUUGGUCUUAAUUUGACCCGGGAUAACUACUUUAAAGAAAUAAACAAUUCCAGUCAAUUACUCCUCAACCGAAAACAUUUUAGGGGCAGCACUUCUGUUGUCUUUUCACUUAUCAGCAUAAUACUGUAGAAAGUGUACAGCGUACUGACUCUUCUUAAAAGUCUGAUUUGUGCAAAUUUUUAUUGUACUUUUUAAAUAGCCUUCUUAUGUGCAAUUCUGAGUUAGAGGUAAAGCCCUGUUGUAAAAUAAAGACUCAAGCAAAAUUGUACAGUGAUAGCAACUUUCCACACAGGACGUUGAGAACAAUAAUGUGGCUACACAGUUUUCUUUUUUUUUAACUUUAAGAGCAUCAACUGGCUCUUUAAUAUAUGACUAAAAAAUAAUUUAAAACAAAUCACAGUAGCAGCAUAUUAAGGUUUUCUAGUAUAUGCUAAUAUCACCAGCAAUGUUCUUUGGCUUUUUUGAUUUAUUUGCUAGAUGUUUCCCCCUUGGAGUUUUGUCAGUUUCACAGUUUGCUGGCCCAGGUGUACUGUUUGUGACCUUGGUUAAAUAGCAGACCAUCGGUCGGGUGGGAGUGAAACCGGUUUCUUAAAAAAAACAAAACAAAAAAAAAACACAUGCGUGACAGCUAACUUUUCAGUACGUUAUAUGUACGAGGGUCGCAGUGUGCAGGAGGAGUUUCGAUACAGCGUAUUUAUUGCUUGUCAUGUAAAUUAAAGACCUUGUAUUUAACACUUUUCAAUCCUUUUAGAUAAAAUUGUUCUUUGCAAGAAUGAUUGGUGCUUAUUUUUUCAAAAAAUUUGCUGUGAACAAAUGUGAUGGCAACAAACAACAUUUAUCUAAUGAACUACAGCUAUCUUAAUUGGGGUCUUCAAGUUUUCUGUUGCACUUGUAAAAUGCUACAAGGAAUAUUAAAGAACUCUAUUCACUUUAACUUAUAAUAGUUUAUGAAAUAAAAACAUGAGUCACAGCUUUUGUUCUGUGGUAACCUAUAAAAAAAUGUUUGUCUUUGAAAUUCAGUGUAAAGAACUGAAAACAGUGUAUAUGUUGUAAAUAUUUGUGUGUUGUGAGAAAUUUUUGUCAUAAGAAAUUAAAAGAACUUACCAGGAAGGUUUUUAAGUUUAGAAAUAUUCAUGCCAAUAAAAUAGGAAAUUAUAAAUAUAUAGUUUUAAGCACUGCAUCAGUGGGAGUUCUUGGCUUAUGUUAGUUUAUGUAUGAAAAUAUCAAAGAUUUUUUUGACUAUAUUAUCAGUUAAACAAAAAGAGGAGUCAUUUAAUUUGUUUUUGAAGCACUUUGAGAAGAGAAAUUAAUUUUAAGUAACUUAAUGAGCAAAAUUUUGAUUACUACUUUGUGUUCAAUACCAACCUUCCAUUUCUCUGGAUUAUUUUACAAAUCAUUGGACAAAGAAUCUGAGAAUAUAAAUCUGUAGCAGGUGUUUGACACCAGUGGGUCUCUCUACUUCUGGGAAAUGUGUACAUGUACUUUCAGAUAUACAGUGUUCCUAAGUGAAAUCAAUUUAGGAGAUUCGUGUAGUGUCUAGAAAAGUAGCCCAUAUCUUUAAAUACUUAAAGGAAUCUGCAGGUAAUGAGAAGUCCAGUGGAGAAAACCUCAGUGCUUACUGUUACUACUUAUUGAUUCCUACCAGUUUCUAGGUUCCUGGGGAUACUAUUUAAAUUAAGUUCCUUAGAACUAUUGCUAGUAGGUUCCAAAUAGAAAUUAGUAACAUUCAUAAAAGUUCUUUAAAUUUAGAAUUUUUCUCCCCUUCUGUUCUUCAAGGAAUUACUUCUAUAGUCUUCUGUCGUCUCUUUCCUGUUUGUUACGGUGCAGCUUCAUCCUCAGGUAUUAAUGUGGGAGCAGGUGGCUGACCUCCUCGCCCACUCACACCCCCCUUUGCUCGCUCCGUCUAGAAUUCUUCACCUCUCGAAGUAGGGCAGCCCUGCAAGGUCUGUCCCAAGGCACUCGGAGCAGUCUACAACCUCACCCAGUCCUCCCGGUGUCUCUGGGUGGCAGUGGGAGACUCAGGCCACUGAGAAGGUCACGCCUAGACCCUGUGUCUGGGAGGUACCAGAGAGCAGGGGGUCAUCUUUUAUUCCCACCUUAGUUUGGAGUCUUUCAAAGAGGUUCAGAGACUAAAUCUUGAACUGUUUUCUUGGAAUACCAACGAUAGCCAUUUCAGGAAUUUCAUCUUAAGGAAAAAGUAACAAAACACCGCAUUUCCCACUUUACUCCAUUUUUAAGCUUAAUUUUAGUAAUUUAUUUAUGAUGUUUAACUUUAUUGAGGCCUCGUCUUUGGGGGCUGAGCUUCCCGUGGGUCCGAGCAGUGACGUUAGGUGGUGGUCACUGCCUCAGGAGUCGGUGUGCACAAGCGCUCGGCAGCCACUGCCGGCGCCUUCCAGGGAAACCUAAUUUCCGUUUUUACAGUUAGGGGCCUCGGAGCUGGUCUAGCUCUGCUGUAGAACUUCACUGUGUGGAAUGGCGAAACCCACACACUUGACCACUUGGAAGAGGUUGCAUUCAAUAAAACGUAGCUAGAGCUUAUGCAACGAUUGGUAAAGAUUUUGGCAUUGUAAGAAUUAGGAAAUGAUCAUAGAAAUAUAUGUAAGGUAUUCAAUUUUCAAUCAUUUUUCAAAUUACUGUUUUAAAUUGUUUUGCUGAGUUGUAACACUUUUGAGAUACAAUGUAUUCCUUGUACUGAAAGAAUGAAAAAAGGACUUUUUCAGCAUUUGAGGUAAGUUCUUUAAUGUUUCAUUAAAAACAUUUUUUACAAAUAUUUUGUACAUGCACUUGCAGUAUUGAGGUUAAUCAUUUUAAUAAAUUCGGAAAUUAAAACA
Messenger RNA from Delphinapterus leucas (beluga whale), 6265 nucleotides. It is a transcript of the gene KMT5B, whose product is annotated as lysine methyltransferase 5B. Gene Ontology annotation, cellular component: nucleus. Gene Ontology annotation, molecular function: histone H4K20 methyltransferase activity; protein binding. Lineage: Eukaryota; Metazoa; Chordata; Mammalia; Artiodactyla; Monodontidae. The record is from RefSeq and is a predicted model, not a curated record.